AGUGGAGAGGCUUGGUAUGAAUACAAAUACAAGUGGGAAGUACUGUACAUAAUUGAUACUCAUCAAUGGUUGUCUUAAUCUACUAUUCUAGAAAAUAGGCCUGAUUAAUUGAAUAAAUGAACAAUCAUUAUUUUCAUAACACUCCCCCUUGAAUGUUCAUUUUUCAAUUAAUGAUGGGGAUUAAGCCUCUAUUUAUAGCGGAGAAGCUUGGUAUGAAUACAAAUACAAGUGGGAAGUACUGUACAUAAUUGAUACUCAUCAAUGGUUGUCUUAAUCUACUAUUCUAGAAAAUAGGCCUGAUUAAUUGAAUAAAUGAACAAUCAUUAUUUUCAUAACAACAACUUUGUUCUUGUCACAUUAGUUUGCCGCCUUCGCAAUUCUAAGGAUUCAUCUAACUUGAGAUGCUCAAUUGCUUCAACUCCCAUUAAAUUCGACCUGCAUAUUCCGAUUACAACGUGCUCAGUUCGAAUUAAACCCGAAAAUCUUCAGCAAAUACAUAUAUUUUCAAGUAAGGAGAGAAUCCCUAAUUGAGAUGGCAGUGUUGCUAGAGGAGAUGAUGAAGUCACUGGAGCUAUGGAUGGGGUUGAUAAAAAAGACGCAGGCAAUUAUUGACCCAGCUCUUGACCCGGUGCUACUUGUUCCAGGAAUCGCCGGUUCAAUUCUCAACGCCGUCAACCAUAAAACUGGUCGCUCGGAACGGAUCUGGGUCCGGAUCUUCGGAGCUGACCACGAAUUCUGUGACAAGCUUUGGUCUCGUUUCGAUCCCUCCACAGGUCAAGCAGUGAACUUAGACCCCGAUACAAGUAUUGAGGUCCCUGAAGAUAGAUAUGGUUUAUAUGCCAUCGAUUCAUUGGACCCUGAUAUGAUUAUAGGCUGUGACAGUGUGUAUUAUUUCCAUGAUAUGAUUGUGGAAAUGCUCAAGUGGGGCUAUCAAGAGGGAACAUCACUAUUUGGGUUUGGUUAUGAUUUUCGCCAAAGCAACAGGUUUCAUGAAACACUGGAGCGCCUUGCAGUGAAGCUGGAGUCAGUAUAUACUGCCUCAGGUGGCAAAAAGAUAAACAUCAUUAGUCAUUCUAUGGGCGGUCUUCUUGUGAAAUGCUUCAUGACCCUUCACAGUAAUAUUUUUGAGAAGUACGUCAAAAACUGGAUUGCAAUUGCAUCUCCUUUCCAGGGCGCACCAGGGUAUAUUACCUCUACGUUUUUGAAUGGAAUGUCUUUUCUGGAAGGGUGGGAACAAAAGUUUUUCAUAUCUAAGUGGAGCAUGCACCAAUUGUUAAUUGAAUGCCCAUCAAUAUAUGAACUGAUGGGUUCUCCUGAUUUUAACUGGGAACACAUACCACUUCUAGAAGUUUGGAGGGAGAGGUGUAAUAGCGAUGGGGAUUCUUCUUUUAUACUGGAGUCUUAUCCUCCGGUUCAAGCUGUAUCCAUUUUAAAGGAAGCUCUUGAAAAUAAUAAGGUGACGUAUGGUGGUGCUGAUGUUGCCUUACCUUUCAACGUUGAUAUUCUGAACUGGGCCAAUGAAACCCGAAAUGUGUUAAACCGUGCUAAGAUGCCUUCUCAAGUCAAAUUUUUUAAUGUCUAUGGGACUGGCUAUGAUACCCCUCAUAGUGUCAGUUAUGGAAGUGGAGAUAAACCUGUCUCAGAUUUAAAGCAGCUACCUUUUGUAACGCCCAAGUACAUAUAUGUUGAUGGUGAUGGAACAGUUCCAACAGAAUCUGCAAAGGUGGAAGCUAAGAAGGUGGCGUAUUUGAGGUACAUGGGCAGCAAUGUUGAGGAGGAAAGAGCGGCGUUACGAGUGGAGUACAAGAAAGCACGUAAAGAAGCUAAGUUAGAGGUAACGAGGGCGAAGAAUGCCGCUUUUGAACGCCUCUACAAGGAUAUUGAGGAGAAAGGCAGUGUUAAUCCACUGUUCCGGCUUGCUAAGGUGCGUGAGAGGAAGGCCCGAGAUCUGGAUCACGUGAGAUGCGUGAAGGGCAGCGAUGGUAGAGUGGCGUCUCGUGUGUAUUGCCGGCGCAUUUUCCUGGAAGAGGUGGUUCAGGCUCUCCGCGGGAUGCGUAGUGGGAGAGCUUUGGGACCAGAUGAGAUUCCGGUGGAGUUUUGGAAGCAUGCGGGUCGUGGUGCGUGGGUUUGGUUAACCAAACUCUUCAAUGUUAUCCUCCGGAUAGCAAGGAUGCCUGAUGAGUGGAGGGAGAGUCUCUUGGUCCCUCUGUUUAAAGGUAAAGGUGACAUUCAGAGCUGCGAGAAUUACAGAGGCAUCAAACUGCUUAGCCACACCAUGAAGGUUUGGGAGCGAAUCGUUGAGUAUAGGGUGCGGAAAGGGGUUUGCAUCUCUGAGAACCAGUUUGGUUUCAUGCCUCGCAGAUCGACUACGGAGGCCAUUCAUCUCGUGAGGAGGUUAAUGGAAGAGUAUAGGGCUAGGAAGAAGGACCUUCAUAUGGUGUUUAUUGACCUUGAAAAGGCGUAUGAUAGGGUGCCAAGAGAGGUCUUAUGGAGGUGCCUUGAGGCGAGAGGAGUUCCCAUCGUGUACACUCGCGCGAUCAAGGAUAUGUACGAUGGGGCUAUGACCAAGGUAAGGACUUCCGGGGGCGACUCAGAUUCUUUCUCGGUAGGGAUGGGGUUGCACCAGGGGUCUGCCCUUAGCCCUUUUUUGUUCGCCUUGGUGAUGGACGUCCUAACUCAAGGUGUUCAAGACGAGGUCCCAUGGUGCAUGCUUUUCGCAGAUGAUAUUGUGCUUAUCGACGACACACGUGAAGGACUAAACGAUAAGUUGGAAUUAUGGCGCCUUGCCCUUGAGACUAAAGGAUUCGGAAUAAGUAGGAACAAGACUGAAUACAUGGAGUGUCGUUUCAGCGGCCGGGAUACAGAAUCAGAGGUGGAAGUCAGGAUUGACUCUCACCUAGUACCUAAGGUAGACAGGUUCCGAUAUCUUGUCUCGGUAAUCCAGGCUGAUGGGGAGUUAGAUGCAGAUGUUGGACAUCGUGUUGGAGUGGCUUGGGCCAAAUGGCGGUUAGCUUCAGGGGUGUUGUGUGAUCCAAAGAUUUCGCCUAGAAUGAAAGGUGGAGCCGGGGGUCUCUUGGAAACCGCCUCCCUACUUCCGAGUAGGGGCAAGGUCUGCGUACACACACCCUCCCCAGACCCUACUGUUGUGGGAUUCACCUGGGUUGUUGUUGUUGUUGUUAAGGCAGAUGGGCUUAAUGCAGAAGCAAGGGUGGGAGUGCCUGGGGACCACCGAGGAAUCCUAUGUGAUCGUCAUGUCUUCAGGAUUGUCAAGCACUGGCUGAAGGCAGAUCACGAUCCUUUCUAUAACCCCGUUAAUGAUUAUGUCAUCCUGCCAACUCUGUUUGAUCACAUGGAGAGGCACCUUGAGGAAGGUGGCUUGCAGAUAACUUCCUUCAAAGAUGAAUGGGAAAUCAUACCAGAAAAUGAGAUUGACAGGGAAGAAGAGCGCGUUGUGGCUGACGAGAAGAUUUCAGCCGUGGGGCCCGUUUGUGUUCCCCAUGUUGGAGACAAUAGGACCUCACGGGAAGAGGCUGCUGCUGCUGCUCCUGCUGUGAGUGUUCUUCACUCUACUCUCGAGAGCUGUCACGCUGAGCUGAUUAAUGCCAUGUCGGUCUCUACUAAUGCUUGAAGUGAUUGUUGUGUCGGGAUGAUUAUGGGUGUAUAUUGCAAAGAUUGGUUAUGAAACACUAAUCGACAUGUCUUAUAUGAUCCACUUGUGCAUAUAUAUAAAGCAUUGCUGUAAUAACAUAUGUGUAUACACUUUCAAGUAGUUGUAAGAUGGAGCAUGACUGAGUUGUGUCUGUGUAUAUAGUUGUGGCUCCACAUUUGUGUCUUUAUUUUCGUGGCUACGGGUUAGGUUUGUUCUAGGUUGGUUGUGCUUGAAUUGUUGAUGUACCCAACGUAUUUUGGGUAAUCCGUUUCAAAACGUAAUUCCCGUGAACCAAAAGAAUAUGUAUUUUUUAGCAAUGUAUACAUAUUAUCUUCUGAUAAAUAAUCAGUGAAAUCAAAUAAGACACAUUAA
Molecule: messenger RNA, 4021 nt
Organism: Cuscuta campestris
Lineage: Eukaryota; Viridiplantae; Streptophyta; Magnoliopsida; Solanales; Convolvulaceae
Source: the annotation of a GenBank genome assembly